Molecule: messenger RNA, 2552 nt
Organism: Quercus lobata
Lineage: Eukaryota; Viridiplantae; Streptophyta; Magnoliopsida; Fagales; Fagaceae
Product: polygalacturonase inhibitor (DUF639)
Exons: 10
Coding region: 184-2403 (739 amino acids)
Source: RefSeq, a predicted model, not a curated record
CAAUCGAGGGUGGGCUGAAUCUUCUGGACUACCCGGCCCGGCCCCAUCUGUUUCUGGGAGAGAAAGAAAGGAAUGUCCCAUCUUUCACGUAACACUCAGAGAUAGAAAAAGGCAUUUGGCUUUGGCGGGGAUGGAUUGAAUUGAAAGUGAAAAGAAAAGAAUAAGAGAGAGAGAGAGAGAGAAAUGGAGGAGGAAGUGAAGAAAUUGGUGGAGGAGAAGAAGAAGGAGGAGGUUCCUCCAGCUCCAGGGGCAGGGGUGUUCAAAAUGAAAAUGAAAUCACUUGCACUUUUGAAUCGCAACAAAUCCAAAUCCAAAUCCAAUGCCAAUGCCAAUGUCAUUGCCCUUUCCCCUAAACCCAUUCCUCACCUCUCUUCUCUCGCCAACUCCGUCGUCUCUCGCUGUUCCACGAUCCUUCAAGUCACCACUGAAGAACUAGAGCAUCGAUUUGACACAGAGCUACCAGAGAGCGUCAAGGAACGUCUGACUUAUGCAAGGAAUUUUUUAGAAUUCUGCUCAUAUCAAGCACUUCAUCAAUUGAGUACGAGUCCAAAUUUUUUGAGUGGCAAGGAUUUUCGUCAAUUGACGUACGACAUGAUGCUUGCAUGGGAAGCUCCCAGUGUUGAGAGUGAAACACUAGAUAAAGAAAGUCCUUCAAGUAGUAACCAGGAAAUAGAGGAAGAGGAUGGGUGGUCACUAUUUUCUUCAAGUUCUACGACUUUGGCAGUUCAGGUUGAUGACAAGAAAACUGUUGGGCGAGAGGCUUUUGCACGAAUUGCUCCUGUUUGUUCUGCUGUUGCUGAUAUAAUAACAGUCCACAAUCUUUUUGAUGCACUGACAAGUUCUUCAGGCUGUCGACUUCAUUUUCUUGUAUAUGAUAAGUACAUUCGAAGCCUUGACAAAGUUAUUAAGGCCGCAAAAAAUGCAUUGGCCCCUGCAAUUGUAAAUCUUCAGCUUUCUGAAGGAGAGAUUGUCAUUGAUGUUGAUGGUACAGUUCCUACUCAACCAGUUUUGCAACACAUUGGAAUCUCUGCGUGGCCUGGGCGAUUGACACUGACCAAUUAUGCUUUGUACUUUGAGUCGGGAGUUGGCUUAUAUGAUAAAGCUGUUAGAUAUGAUCUGGCAACAGACAUGAAGCAGGUGAUAAAACCUGAAUUGACUGGACCACUGGGUGCUCGUCUUUUUGAUAAAGCUGUGAUGUACAAGUCGACAUCUAUAGAGGAGCCUGUUUAUUUGGAGUUUCCUGAAUUUAGAGGCAGUUCUCGACGUGACUUUUGGUUGGAUAUAUGUCUUGAGAUCCUGUAUGCACACAGGUUUAUAAGAAAAAAUAAACUUAAAGAAAUUCAGAAAUCAGAAAUACUUGCAAAGGCUAUUCUAGGCAUAUUCCGUUAUCGUGCAGUUAGAGAAGCUUUCCGCUUCUCAUCAUCCCAUUACAAAACCUUACUUGCUUUUAACCUAGCUGAAAGUCUUCCAGGGGGAGAUAAGAUUUUGGAAACUUUGUCAAGUCGCUUGGCACUUCUGAAUGAUGGUGCUGGAAUUGCAAAUGCAAAAAGGCAGUCGACACUAUCCCCAACAAAACAGCAGCCAACGUUGUCCCCAGUUUCACUUCUGGCACUUAGUCAACUUGGAUUUGUAUUAGAAAAAGAAGCAAAUCUAGAUGGACAAGCAGUAAUUGUUGGAGACAUCUGUGUUGGGGAGACAAAUCCCUUGGAAUUGGCAGUGAAACAGUCAUUAUCAGACACAGGGAUGGCUGAAGCUGCUCAGGCAACUGUGGACCAAGUGAAGGUGGAAGGAAUUGAUACAAAUGUUGCAGUAAUGAAGGAACUACUGUAUCCUGUUAUAGAACUAGUUAGCCGCUUUCAAAUUUUGGCCUCAUGGGAAGACCCUUAUAAAUCAAUGGUUUUUCUGGUGAUGAUUGGCUACAUUAUUAUAAGGGGGUGGAUCAGGUAUAUAUUGCCAGCCUUUUUUGUGUUCGUGGCAAUUCUCAUGCUCUGGUGCAGGCAUUUUAACAAAGGGAGGCCGUUAGAAACCUUUAGAGUAACAGCUCCCCCUGCACGAAAUGCUGUAGAGCAGCUGCUGACAUUGCAAGAUGUCAUCACUCAAGUUGAAGCAUUAAUUCAAGCAGGGAAUAUUAUUCUCCUGAAGAUAAGAGCUCUCUUAUUUGCCAUACUUCCACAGGCCACAGAAAAGGUUGCUCUACUGCUGAUUUUCAUUGCUGCAGCAUUUGCAUUUGUGCCUAUGAGAUACUUGGUUCUACUAGUAUUUCUAGAGGCUUUCACGAGGGAAAUGCCAUACAGGAAAGAAAGCAGUGACAAGUGGAUAAGGCGGGUUAAAGAAUGGUGGAUUAGAAUACCAGCGGCUCCGGUUCAGCUCAUUAAAGUUGAUGAGAAGAAGAAAAGGAAAUGAAAAUUGCUUGUGAAUGGCAAAGUCGACGCCACUUUCAAAUGACAGUCCUUGCCACGAUGUACUUGUGUAAUGUAAAUAACUAGGAUACACGUUUGAUGAAUUCUUCCUGUACCAAUUUCUAUGUGAAUAGGAAACUCUCUCUUCUCUCU